AUGCAAGAUCGCUAUCUGCCGAGGACUAUGGAACUCUUCUCUUGCACCACGUCGGAGGGGGGUUUCCCACGCAGACACGAGCAGAUACUUGGCGCAAUCAGGGCAUUGCCUGCGGUUUCCAGCCUGGUGGUGGCCAAGAAGCUUGCGUCGCUCAUAGUUCCUGAAGGAGGCUGGGCAGGUUUUCCCGGGCUGCCUCCCUCGGACGCUCAAACCCGCUGCAGCCCUCUUUUUUGUAUAGCAAACUCCAUUGAGAGACAUCUGUUCCUCCUUGUCCAGCGGAACGAGCGGCUUCACGGCCACGCCAACGCGACAGCGCGGUCUCUGCCAUGGCUUCGGAUGAGCCAAUUACAAUCAGCUUUUGACAUCCGAGGGGGCGCCCUUCGCUUGCGGCCUUUCUACGCGACCGUAUUCUUAAUAUGUCUUUUGGCAUCCUGGUCCAUCUUGACCAAGGCCACCCAACGACAGCUCCAACUGCAAGAUGCCUCAUUCUCACUCUCAUCCUCACCCCUCGCCAAACGAUCCGAGUUCACCGAGUGCCGAGAUGUCCACCGCGCCGAUGAUCAGUGUGCCUUUGUCAAGGCUCACUGCGCCGAGGACGAGGCUGGCCUCCUCUCCUACCUGACGCUGUAUUAUUGCGACCUUGGCAAGGCUCAGUGGUUGGCCUUCAUUAUCCUGGUCUGCUGGCUCGGCUUGCUCUUCACCACUAUUGGCAUCGCCGCCAGCGACUUCUUCAGCGUUAAUCUCAGCACAAUCUCUGCCAUCCUCGGCCUCAGCGAGAGUUUGGCUGGCGUCACCUUCCUCGCCUUUGGCAAUGGCUCACCCGACGUCUUCAGUACUUUUGCAGCCAUGGGCUCCAAUAGCGCCAGCAUGGCUGUUGGAGAGCUGAUCGGUGCUGCAAGCUUCAUCACCGCCGUCGUUGCCGGGUCCAUGGCUUUGGUUCGCGAGUUUAAAGUUGGCAGGAAGACGUACGUCAGGGAUCUCUCUUUCUUCAUCGUGGCUGUCUGCUUCACCAUGGUGUUCCUGGCAGAUGGCCACCUGCAUUUAUGGGAAUGCAUAACGAUGGUCUGUUACUACAUCUUCUACGUGGUUACCGUUGUCACAUGGCAUUGGUACUCAACAAGGCGGAGCCAGCGGCGGGUCCGGGAAGCAGCCGCACGAGGUCAUGUCUACGGGACGGUGGGGCAUCUCAGUGACGAGCUGGCACCGGAACCAUACCGGGAUGAUCCCGACGAUGAGAACCGGCACGUCACCUCCGCAGCCGCUUCCAGUGCUGGAGACAUCAACGCAUUGGAGGCUGGCCCUAGGAUCGAAGUUGAUGGUCAAGGAGAGAGUGACGAGGAGGCGGAAGACAGCGAUCAUGGGCGGCACGUCGUCGCAGAGAUGGCCAGCAGCAUGCGAGUGUUGCGUCCUAGAGGCAGAAGGCGCAACACACUCACGCCUAUUCGUCCCAGUCUAGUCGGCGCUCUCGAAUUCCGAUCUGCUCUGGCUCAAUUGCAGAAGGAAAGCAACCACAGGAUGAGACCGAUGCAUGGACGGGCCUACUCAGUCAACCACCUCGGGGGACAAAGUGAAACGAAUACAGUGGGAGGGCCGCCAUCCGACUCAGGAAGAUACACGAUAGGUGCCGUUGAGGAAUAUGGUCAGAACAGGAAUCGGGCCUUGUCCUCUGGCGAUAUCCCCGGAUCUAUUAACAGUCGUGACCAUUCGCCAUCGCCGUGGCGCUUCCCAACACCCGCAGACCCGAUCCAACAGAUAAAGGCCCAAGAGGGCAGAAACCGAAGUCUGUCACCAGCUUACAAAAUCGGUGGUAACUUGGCACCUCCUCCAGUCGACGCCGUACCACAAAGACAGGACAGUGGGGGGAGCGAACCGUUGGAGGCUCGGCCAUCACCUGGUCAACUUUCCCUCCAAAUACCAAGUCGGCGUGGCAGCAUGAGCGUCGGAUCUUCCCCUGCAUCGCCCUUCCCUGGUUACACCGAAUCGCCUCUUGUUUUAACGCCUGCUGCUCAGACGGAACCGACCGAGUUUUUUGCGCCGCCUGGACCGGCUCGCCUCGAAGUGCCAUUUGCGCCUUAUGAGAUGGCCAACCCCAAACCUGUAAGGUGGUGGCCAUACGCCAUUCUGCCUCCGCCGCACAUCUUUUGGGCAACAUUGUUCCCGACUCUGCUAGGAUGGAAGCAGAAAAGCCACUGGGACAGAUUUGUCAGUGCUAUAUCUGUACCAAGCAUCUUGCUCUUGGUGUUGACACUUCCGGUUGUCGAAAAUGAGAGUGCGGAUGAUUCAUCCGACGAGACUGCCGUGGAUCCCAUGAUGCGAGACCACUCCCACUGCGACGCUCCAGUGCCUGCCGACGCCUACGAAGACAAUGAGGGAGAGACGGAGUGGCAGCGCUUUAGACGGGCUACUCUGUCGCACUCUCGUGGGCAGUCACUUGAUCACUCCCCCAAGGGCUCUCCAGCGCUUAUUGCUAUCGAUUCUCCGAGUGGUGCGCGUGUGGCAACCGAAAUACCUACGAGUCACCCACAAGCCAUAAAACCCGCCAAGCCGUUGCCUUCGGAGAGCAGUCUAGCUCCUGUAGACGAGUCAGGACAUUGGAACAGAUGGCUCGUCGCGAUCCAGCUCUUCACCGGGCCUUUGUUCGCCGUCAUCAUUCUCUGGGCAAACAUGAAGGAAGACUUCCAACAACCCUACAAGGUCCUUGUCAGACUCAUCCUGUAUACACUCCUAGGAUCUACAAUUCUUCUCGGCUUCCUUCUCCUAUCGACUAGUCCUGAUAAAAAGCCAAAGUACCAUUUCUUGCUUUGCUUCAUGGGUUUCAUCAUUGCCAUCGCCUGGAUUUCUACCAUCGCCGGAGAAGUCGUCGGUGUCUUGAAAGCAGUCGGCGUCAUUUUCGGCAUAUCAGAAGCCCUCCUGGGCCUGACCAUCUUCGCAGCGGGCAACAGUGUGGGCGAUCUAAUUGCCGAUAUCACCGUUGCCCGGCUCGGUUUCCCCGUCAUGGCAUUGUCUGCGUGCUUUGGUGGGCCAAUGCUCAAUAUCCUGCUCGGUAUAGGAAUCGGCGGCGUCUACAUGAUGGUCCAGGCCGCCAACCACCGACAUAAGAAACACCCAGACAAGCCAUUCAAGUACCACUCGUACAACAUUCAAAUUGGAGGCACGUUGAUGAUCUCGGCCAUCACGCUACUCAUCACACUGCUUGGCCUCCUCAUCAUCGUACCCAUGAACAAGUGGGUGAUGUCACGGAAGAUCGGUUACGGUCUCAUUGUGUUGUGGAUGAUCAGCACCAUCGUCAACGUUGUUGUCGAGCUGACCGGAGUACUGUAUCAAUAUUGCGUUAUUGCAUUGCGCCGUAUGAGUAUACCCAAGCAUAGCCGAACAGCUAUUUCUACGAACGAGGUUGAAGGCACUCAGGCACGGUCCUACGUUGCAGACGUCGAUCACCAUCUGAUGUGUUUCUGUUUUCCUUUCCGUACGUGCACCACCAGACCCCUUGUGAGCGAAAGGGCAUCAGUAACCGAAGUUGUGACGUGCCCCAACCAACGUAUUGAGACGAACAUUAUGGAAUGCCAACUACGCAAUAGCUCAGCUCAGCUCAGCACAGCUCCACAUGUCAUUGCGUACACCUUUUUGUGUUUUGGCCAACUUAUGCCCUUCCACGAGGGGGGAACGGCGCGUCACUUUGCAAAGGCUCUUCCUGGUGUGAGGUCAUUCCAGUUCAUGCCAACCUUGGUUAUAACAAGCCACGCAAAACAAAUCACACUCAACUCGGAUUUCACUUGCCCUACCAGCUUUGACAAACUCACGGACUUGGCCCAUCAACUCGCCGGCAAAGACCAAGGCAAGAAGGAUCAACAACAGCAGCAGCGGGAUUCGUCAAUUCCUCAGGCAACGACAACGACUACCACGAACGGCCAGGAAUGGGCGGAUGUCGGGUCAGCCGCCAAAAAGGCCUUUGCUGGAUUCCAGGCGGAUCAAGCUGGCGGCAAGGGACCUGAUUACACCGAGAUUGGGGAUGUUGCGCAGAGGGCUUUCACGGCUUAUAACCACGGCGGUGGUGGUGAGGAGGGAAAGAAGGAUCUUGCUAAGAUUGAGAAGGACCUCGCUACUAGGUUUGGCGGCGGUGAUGGUGAGAAGAUGGAGGAGGGGAAGUUGGGAGGGACUGAUGGUAAGUUGGAGGCUGGGGAGGGGACUGGUGAGGUUGAAGGUGAAGGUGAAGGGCAAGGUGAAGGUGAAGGGCAAGGUGAAGGGAAGCAGACCAAAGUCCAACGUGAUGAUGGUCUGGCCGUUUCGAGGUCAAAUGCGAGGGAUACCACUGAGGGCGAGACGCUCCCUGAAGGGGAAUCCGACUCUUCUGCUGAGAAGAAGGGAUUCGGCUCUCACACCAAGCGAGAGGCCGGUGACGGUACCGGAUUCGAGAAGGGGGGUUUGCGUGAAGAUGAGGAUGUCUUUAAUAGUAGUGAGGGCAAGACCGACAUCACUAGAAGCGGCGAGACGACGACCUCUGGGCAAGGACUCGGUCGUCGGGCACAGCAGCCUGUGGGCGGUACCGGUGGCGAAGAAGAUACUCUUGGGAAUCAGCCGGUCAAGAGAUGGAUUGAGGAAAUUGUCAAAAACGUCCUACUUGUGCCGAAGCCGGACUGUUUCGAAACAGAGGCGCAGCAUGAUCGUCACUGGAGAGAUAUCUGUCCUCUAGCAACCAGCACCCAAGGUACUAAGGUGAAGGUCACCAAGUCGGAGCCGGGGACGGCUCCACCCUCGAGCCCCGGAGCACGCAUCCCUGCCGGGGGGCCGCCGCAAGGGGCAGUAUUCCCAGCCCGUUCCAGGUCCCAUCACAAGCCCACGAUCCUCCGUCGCCUAGCUGAUCUGCUCAGGGAACCUAACUUCCAGGUUCGCAGAGGCCACGAUGUCUACAUCUCCCCCCCCGGUAUUACCACGUUCCUGGCGGAAACAAAACAACUCGUCAUCUCAGCACUGCCCCAAUACAUGGCACAAGGACAGAUCAUCAAGAGAUGGGCAAUUAGGAGAUCUGGCAAGUUGGAAGAUGUGAUUGUGUUCGGUCAGCAGACGAUUGCGAAUCCCUUGUCAAAUCAUACCUGCCAAUGCUUGUGCCCACCUAACUGCCCACUCCGUACUACACCUUACACAAGGCCCAGACCCAGACCCAUUAGAGGGGGACCCUUGAACCGCAACAAGCACCAGUGCACCACAGUACCUCACUUGCCCCGCCAUCCAAAAAGCAACCCCGCGCCGCGCCUGCCACAUCCCGAAAAGGAGAGCUUCCUUUCCUGCACGAUUGACCGCCCUCCCUUUGCUCAACUUUCCCAUUGGACUUUUCCCCAUCCCUCCUCCCAUCCCUCGAAGCGCGAAAUUCUCACGACAAAGCUUCUUUCCUCAAAGCUUCACCACCAAACGCAAUACCGAAAUUGA
Colletotrichum lupini is the source of this 5424-nucleotide messenger RNA. Its product is annotated as sodium/calcium exchanger protein. The coding region runs from base 1 to 5424 and encodes 1807 amino acids. Gene Ontology annotation, cellular component: membrane. The transcript has 19 exons. Gene Ontology annotation, molecular function: monoatomic cation transmembrane transporter activity. NCBI's taxonomy places the organism in Eukaryota, Fungi, Ascomycota, Sordariomycetes, Glomerellales, Glomerellaceae. The record is from RefSeq and is a predicted model, not a curated record. Gene Ontology annotation, biological process: transmembrane transport; monoatomic cation transport; intracellular calcium ion homeostasis.